Molecule: messenger RNA, 1708 nt
Organism: Gadus macrocephalus (Pacific cod)
Lineage: Eukaryota; Metazoa; Chordata; Actinopteri; Gadiformes; Gadidae
Gene: arpc2
Product: actin related protein 2/3 complex, subunit 2
Exons: 11
Coding region: 162-1310 (382 amino acids)
Biological process (GO): actin filament polymerization; Arp2/3 complex-mediated actin nucleation
Cellular component (GO): actin cytoskeleton; Arp2/3 protein complex
Molecular function (GO): actin filament binding; structural constituent of cytoskeleton
Source: RefSeq, a predicted model, not a curated record
CUUGGUCCUGAGUGGCGGCUGGCGGGGACGCGGAAGCGAAAGACGGAAGCCCGGAAGGAAGGAUAACUGUCAGAGAAAUCGCAGAAUUUUACCAAAUUUUCGGACCGGAGUCGAUCGUUUUAUACAACAACUACCCGUAUUCCAUAUCGGCCCUCGCUGCAAUGAUUCUGCUAGAGAUCAACAACCGGAUCAUAGAGGAAACGCUGUCGCUUAAGUUCGACGGCGCGUCCAACGGAACAAAACCGGAGGCUGUGGAGGUGACCUUUGCAGACUUCGAUGGCGUCCUCUACCACAUCUCCAACCCCAACGGAGAGAAGACCAAGGUGAUGGUCAGCAUCUCCCUCAAGUUCUACAAGGAGCUGCAGGAGCAUGGCGCGGAUGAGCUGCUGAAGCGAGUCUAUGGGAACUUCUUGGUGUCGCCGGAGUCUGGCUACAACGUGUCCUUGCUGUAUGACUUGGAUGCGGUCCCGGCCGACAAGCAGGACGUGAUUCACCAGGCGGGCAUGCUGAAGAGGAACUGCUUCGCCUCAGUCUUCGAGAAGUACUUUAAGUUCCAGGAGGAGGGUCGGGAGGGCGAGGCCCGGGCCGUGGUCCACUACCGGGACGACGAGUCCAUGUACCUGGAGGCUAAGAAGGACCGCGUCACCGUGGUGUUCAGCACCGUGUUCAAAGAUGAUGAUGACGUCAUCAUCGGGAAGGUCUUCAUGCAGGAGUUCAAGGAGGGCCGGCGGGCCAGCCACACGGCCCCCCAGGUCCUGUUCAGCCACAGGGAGCCCCCCCUGGAGCUGAAGGACACAGACGCCGCCGUCGGGGACAACAUCGGAUACAUCACCUUCGUGCUGUUCCCACGUCACACCAGCCUCAACUCCAGGGACAACACCAUCAACCUCAUCCACACCUUCCGCGACUACCUGCACUACCACAUAAAGUGCUCCAAGGCCUACAUUCACACACGCAUGAGGGCCAAGACCUCAGACUUCCUCAAGGUGCUGAACAGGGCCCGCCCCGACGCUGAGAAGAAGGAGAUGAAGACCAUCACGGGCAAGACUUUUACACGACGACGACCAAUCAGAAAGCGACGAACUGGACACGCCCACAAGGAGUCAGACGCAAAGGCCACAUUGGACAGGACUUCAGGAUGCCCGCCCCAACCCCCCUCUCCCCUCUCCCCUUCCCCCCUCCCUCCUGACCCAAAAUCCCAGGAAAACGUGUCCAGGCUGUUAUGUUUUUUAUUUUAUCAUUAUUUUCCAUUGUUGUUGUUUUUUCGGAACAAUGGAGUUGCCUGUUUGAUUCAAGAUGGUUCUGCUUAGGGAUUCCGAGGCUUAAAGAUGGAGAGGGGGUGGGGGGGGGGAAUAAGACAAGACACAAAAUAUGGGCAUUUGUUGUUCCUUGCUUUGCAUAGUUAAAGAGAAUUACUAGUCCUAUAUAAAUAUAUAUAUAUGAAAAAAAACAAGACAUUUUUGAUACGAUAUCUUUUACUCCAUUGGGUACUCUUGCCUUGCCUCCCCCUCCUCUCGAACCCCCGUCCUAACCCCCAGAUGUGUUCUCCCAACCCUCCCCUUUUAACCAAGGCAUACAAUGACGUCCGAACUCCCCUUCCUUUCUCUCUCUCUCUCUCCCUCCCCCUUUCUAUCUUGCCCUCUCCCUCUGCCUUCAUGUUGUGGUUACCAUUGUCAUUGGGAAAAAAAAUAAAUCACUUACAAAACAA